This is a messenger RNA of Glarea lozoyensis ATCC 20868, 834 nucleotides long. RefSeq lists its product as uncharacterized. The transcript has a single exon. NCBI's taxonomy places the organism in Eukaryota, Fungi, Ascomycota, Leotiomycetes, Helotiales, Helotiaceae. The record is from RefSeq and is a predicted model, not a curated record. The coding region runs from base 1 to 834 and encodes 277 amino acids.
AUGGGAUCUUCGAUCUUAGGGCCCAAAGCUGAUAGUGGUUUGGCUUCUAUCACCAAAAUAUAUGAACUUUUGACUAUGGGAUCUUCGAUCUUAGGGCCCAAAGCUGAUGGUGGUUUGGCUUCUAUCACCAAAAUAUAUGAACUUUUGACUUCCCCCGCCUCGGCUAUUGCAGCAAUACUGAUCUCGUUUACUUUGGUCGCCCUUCUCAUCUGUGCAGUUUGCUUGACUGCGGGCGGGGUCCAAACUCUUCACCACCUUGAGAAAUUAAGGCUCGAGACUUACGAUAAGCUCCAAAAAGUUGCCGAGACCAAUGAAACGAUCAUAUCGCAACACUAUCAAAAUUUUUUUGCCCAGCACGUCUAUGAUUUCGCCGUUGCCAAAAUCCGGGCCGAUCGCGAGAAGCGAUCAGUAUCGGAAUCAUGGGGGUUUUUUGCCGACCACUUCCUCAUCUAUCAUCCAAGGACAGACUGGUACGCAUCUUUUGAAACUCUCCUCGAGCAGGCUCCGCCUGUACCCAACAUAGUGCGCAAAACUCACGACCUUAAAUCCCUCCGGAUGUAUAUUGAACAGACAAGGAAAAAGAUCAGCAAGGAGGCGACUAUACAUAUCCUCAUGCCUUCCGCUCAUGAAUAUCGUAUACCUGACAGUUUCACGCUUGAUCACGCGCUCUAUCCCAUCGUUUUUGAAGGGGAAUUAGGAUGCUCCUCUCAACCGUAUGUUUGGGUUAACAUGCCAGACGUAAAGGAUACAUGCUUCCACCAUGUCGGUCGAUUGCCUCCACAGAGAAAGAGCAGAGAAAGAGCAGCGAAAGCCGUCGGAAUAAAGAGAACUUAG